GCAACAGGGACAGAAUGAGGCCAAAGGUUGACCUAGCCAGGAUAUUUCGUAAACUGGCUUGAACGGCGCGCAAGCACUCAUUAAUGGAGCCAGUUAACAGAUAAGCUCUUGGGGACGACUAGUUCGCUUCUGAGGACACCCAACCGUGGCAACGAGCCAGAAGACACGUUUCCAUGCAGUGACGUCAGAGGCGAGCCUCCAGACGGUGGGAUGGACUGCGACCCAAAAAGAGUACUUAAGCAAGGAAGCUGCUUUCUGGAAGACCAGAGGUUUGGGACAGAGCUUGUUCCUAAGCAACACCUUACUGCUUGAAAGAACCUGCGAAAUCCUCUCCGAGCCUGAGAACAGACGCAGCUCCGAAAAGGUGCUUCUUGAUCAUGAGGAAGGGCUGUAAAAGUUGAAGAGCACCUGCAUUGAAUGCAGAAGAUCUCAACCUGUUGGGAGUGACUGACUGCCUGAAACCCUGCCCCCUUCCAGCUUGCAAUUCCUAUUACGGACCCCCAACCCCGAGCCUUGUCCUUGCAAAGAACAGGCGAUGCCAUCCCAGCCGCAGGCACAGAGGAGCGCCACCCCAAAGUUCGUCCAGGGAGACCCAAAGAGCCUGGCGCCAGAUGUGAGGGACUUCGUUGAAAGCAACGCUGAGCUCUGCCAGCCGGAAGCUGUCCACAUCUGCGAUGGCUCAGAGCAUGAGAACAAAAGGAUCUUGGAGCUCAUGGUAGAGGAAGGCAUGAUUAAGAAGCUUGGCAAAUAUGAGAAUUGUUUUUUGGCUCGUACAGAUCCGAGGGACGUGGCCAGAAUCGAAAGCAAAACUGUCAUCGUCACUCAGGAGCAGCGAGACACCAUCCCGAUCCCGAAGAGUGGGGCGAGCCAGCUGGGAAGCUGGAUGUCUGAAGAGGACUUUGAGAAAGCCUUCAGCGUCCGAUUCCCUGGGUGCAUGAAAGGGCGCACCAUGUAUGUCAUCCCUUUCAGCAUGGGGCCCAUUGGUUCCCCUAUAUCCAAGUUUGGGAUUGAGCUGACAGAUUCUCCUUAUGUGGUGGCCAGCAUGAGGAUCAUGACUCGGAUGGGGACAUCUGUCCUAGAGGCCCUGGGCAACGGGGAAUUUGUGAAAUGCCUCCAUUCAGUUGGGUGCCCUUUGCCAUUGAAAAAGCCUCUGGUAAAUAACUGGCCCUGUAACCCAGAUCUGACUCUGAUUGCUCACAUCCCGGAUCACAGAGAGAUCAUUUCCUUUGGAAGCGGCUAUGGAGGAAAUUCCCUCCUGGGAAAGAAGUGCUUUGCUCUCCGGAUCGCCAGCAGGAUCGCCAAGGAAGAGGGCUGGCUUGCCGAACACAUGCUGAUAUUGGGUAUCACAAAUCCGGAAGGUGAAAAGAAAUAUUUUGCUGCAGCCUUCCCAAGUGCAUGUGGAAAAACCAACUUGGCCAUGAUGAACCCAACUCUGCCAGGGUGGAAAAUCGAGUGUGUUGGGGAUGAUAUUGCUUGGAUGAAAUUUGAUGACCAAGGUAACCUCAGAGCCAUCAAUCCAGAGAAUGGCUUCUUCGGAGUGGCUCCUGGGACGUCACUGAAAACAAACCCCAACGCUAUGAAGACCAUACGGAAGAACACCAUCUUUACCAAUGUGGGAGAAACCAGUGACGGAGGCGUGUACUGGGAAGGCAUGGAAAAGCAGUUUGCGCCCGGGGUGACGCUCACUUCGUGGAAGAACAAGGAAUGGACAGCCAAGAGCGGGGAACCUUGUUCCCACCCCAAUUCCCGGUUCUGCUCUCCUGCCAACCAGUGCCCCAUAAUCGACCCUGCCUGGGAGGCUCCAGAAGGAGUGCCGAUCGAGGGGAUCAUAUUUGGAGGACGGAGACCUGAAGGUGUUCCUCUGGUCUACGAGGCCCUUAACUGGCAGCACGGAGUAUUCGUAGGUGCAACGAUGAGAUCAGAAGCAACAGCUGCCGCUGAACAUAAAGGCAAGAUCAUCAUGCACGACCCCUUUGCCAUGCGGCCUUUCUUUGGCUACAACUUUGGCCAGUACCUCUCCCAUUGGCUCAGUAUGGCGCACCGGCCUGCUGCAAAACUGCCCAAGAUCUUCCACGUCAACUGGUUCCGGAAAGACAAGCAAGGGCGGUUCCUAUGGCCUGGCUUCGGCGAGAACUGCCGUGUGCUGCAGUGGAUGUUCAACCGAAUUCGGGGAGAUGCGAGUGCGCAGCUGACGGCCAUUGGCUACGUCCCUGAUGACACGGGCUUGAACUUGAAAGGCUUGGAAGAUGUCAACACACAGGAACUGUUUGCCCUUUCCAGAGACUUCUGGGAAAAGGAGGUGGAAGAAAUCAAGAAGUAUUUUGAAGAGCAAGUCAAUGCUGACCUCCCCUACGAGAUGGAAAGAGAAGUUAUUGCUCUGGAGCAGAGAAUAAAGCAGCUGUAACUGA
Molecule: messenger RNA, 2408 nt
Organism: Podarcis raffonei (Aeolian wall lizard)
Lineage: Eukaryota; Metazoa; Chordata; Lepidosauria; Squamata; Lacertidae
Gene: PCK1
Product: phosphoenolpyruvate carboxykinase 1
Exons: 11
Coding region: 536-2404 (622 amino acids)
Biological process (GO): hepatocyte differentiation; gluconeogenesis; propionate catabolic process
Cellular component (GO): cytosol; mitochondrion
Molecular function (GO): phosphoenolpyruvate carboxykinase (GTP) activity; manganese ion binding; GTP binding
Source: RefSeq, a predicted model, not a curated record